AUGAGGGCCGGCAACAUUGGGAAAGGAGUUGCAGUGGUGGGGUCUUUUUUAGCCCUGCUCGCUAUCGUUUUGACGAUCGUUGCUAUGAGUGGUCUUACACAGGACCGUGCACCAGUGAACAAGAUAUAUAUGGGCGAGGCAGAUAUAUCGGCAAUCAAGGUCGCCAAGGUUCUCCCCCAGGCGGACUCAAUUCUUCAGUUUAUGGGUAUCGCCAUGACUUCAGGUAAAGUUAAAGAUGAACAAAUUUUUGGUGCUCUCAAGGGUAUCGCUCACACAGCAGCCUUGCAACCAUUAUUACUGCUAUUGGCUGAUACGGGGAAUUUGACCGGUACUUUAAAGGCUCUCAACGAAUUGACGCCGAUGGCUUCCACGGGUAAUCCCGACGAUACUGCUGAGUUGCGCGGGAUGUAUAGUAUGUUGCAGAGUUCCACUAAUGUGACCGGCACCAUGAACGCUUUAUCGAGCUUGGUAAAAGGCACUUUGGCGGCGAGCCCCGAAACCAAUAGCAAUACUGCACAGGCCAGGGGGUAUUUGCAGACGUUGUUGCUCGAUUCGAGGAGCCCCGUAGAUACUGUUGGGGGCAUGCUCGCCUUGGCUAAGUUGACUGAGGAAGAUAAGGAGAAGUUGGUGGGCACGUUCGGCUUGCUGCGUAACUCUAACGACUUGAAUGCUACAUUAGCUGAUUUGAAGACGUUGCUGGAUGCAGAUAUCUCUGAAUCCCUCAAGAAUAGUACUUUCAGUCAGUUGUCACAGAACAUCAGUAACGCACAGACCAUUAUUCAGCGUCUGUCCGAGAUUGACGGGGAAGAUGCUGACGCGUUGAAUGCUUUGGGAGACUUGUUGUCCCACUCGAAGGACCCCUCUUCUGAUUUGGAGAUUCUUCAAAAUGUCGGAAACGUGACGGAUACGGAGAGGACGUCCUUGGCCUCCCUGACCACCAUCAUUUCGAAUGCAAACAACAGCACCUUGACGAUCGCUACCGUCCUCACGCUAUCGGCACAGACCACGCCGCAAUCUGCGGCUCAGUUGGUUUACCUGCACCAGAUCCUGGCCAAUACGAAUGACCAGGCUGGUUCUUUACACACCCUAAACGAGCUGCAAGGUGCCUCCACCAACCAAAAGAAGGCAGAGCUGAUCCCAUACUUGUUCGAACUGACUGACCACUCCUAUAAUGUCCUCCGGACCUUUGGCUCCCUGAUCUCCCUGGCUGACUUUGCUGCUCAAAAUCCAGAGCCUUUGGUCCCUGUGUUGGCUAUUCUGGGUGCCGCUGCAGGGUCGGAGACCACCGAAAUGAGUGUGGAAGCAAUGCAGAAACUAAGUCCACAGAUCUUAAGCUAUUUCGACGUCCCUUCCAGGUUCAGACUCGGUAUAUUCGACUUGUGUACCAUUAGAGUCAACGGAACUAGCAAAGGUUGCACCAGACAGGGAGGCGGUGUUCAAGGCUUCGAUUACAGGAGCAUCUUGUACAGAGAGCUUCUAAACUCAGACUUGGAACCCUUCGUUAAGGCCUUGGAUAUCAAAGCAGAUGAUCUUCACCUAGAGGGUAAGUUGCUAGAAAAGGAACCAAUGUACCGCCCAUCCGUGUCCGCCUGCCUGGCCUUUACCCUCAUAUCAUUGGUCGUAAACUUUUUGCUCAUCGUUUCGCUGCUCCUGCCAGGCAAGGGUCUGCGUAUAAUUCCUUGGUCCCAGGGAUUGCUGGCCCUCCUCGCCGUUGGCGCUCUAGGUUUGGCUGCCAGUGUCGUGGCCAUUGUUACCGCCAUCAUUAAAGAAGGCACUGCCUAUGACGACUACGGCGUCGUCUACAGGACGGGCAGCAACUACGUAGGUCUAGCCUGGGGCGCCGUCGUAGUCGCUAUCGUGAACAUGCUCAUCAUCUGGUUCACGCUCUAUCGCGCCGGCAAGCGCGAAGGCAUCGUUAACAUGGAAGAAGGGCGUGCUUCAACGUCUGAUGAGGACCUAGAGAAGGACAGGGCUAUAAGGGCUAGUCGUACUUGA
Molecule: messenger RNA, 1995 nt
Organism: Eremothecium cymbalariae DBVPG#7215
Lineage: Eukaryota; Fungi; Ascomycota; Saccharomycetes; Saccharomycetales; Saccharomycetaceae
Gene: FAT3
Product: Fat3p
Exons: 1
Coding region: 1-1995 (664 amino acids)
Biological process (GO): fungal-type cell wall organization
Cellular component (GO): plasma membrane; cell cortex of cell tip
Source: RefSeq, a predicted model, not a curated record